Rotaria sordida is the source of this 414-nucleotide messenger RNA. NCBI's taxonomy places the organism in Eukaryota, Metazoa, Rotifera, Eurotatoria, Philodinida, Philodinidae. The record is from the annotation of a GenBank genome assembly.
AUGGGUUCUAUAUUAAGUAAAGAACAAUUAAUGAUAAAAGCUAUUGAACAUCAAGAUAUUAAUGCAAUGAAAAUACUUAUCAACGACUUAACACGUGAACAAAUGAAUAUGAUGUGUAAAUAUAUUGUACCUAGAAAUGAAUAUCAAUAUACAAUACUUCAUUUAGCAACAUGGCAAAAUAAUCCACAAUUAUUAAAUUUAUUAUUAGAUUAUGCUGAUGAUUUAGAAAUACGUGAUGGUUUUGGUUGGACACCAUUAAUGACAGCUAUUAAUCGUGAUAGUAAAGAAAAUGUUAAAAUUUUAUUAAAUCGUGGUGCAAAAAUUAAUUGUGAUUUUGUUCAAGGCAUGGAUCUUAUUGCAAUAGCUAUGGCUUUUCAUGAUACUGGCAUGAAUAUAUAUAUAUAUAUAUUUUAA